AUGAGCGUUCCUACCAUUCUCGUUACCGGCGGCUGCGGCUACAUUGGCAGCCACACUAUUAUCACUCUUCUGGAGAAAGGCUACAACGUUGUAGUGGUGGACAACUUGGUGAAUUCCAGCAAGGUCUCGAUCGAUCGUGUGGCAGAAAUUGUCAACUUGAACAAGGAGGAACGAACCAAGCGACUGGUUGUUCAUGAAGUGGAUGUUUGCGACAAGGAAGGUCUACGAAAGGUCUUUGAAAGCUCUCCUACAUUCCAAGCCUGCAUUCACUUUGCGGGAUUGAAGGCCGUCGGAGAAUCCACCCAGAUUCCUCUGAAAUAUUAUCACAACAACCUUACUGGAACCUUCAUUUUGUUGGAGCUCAUGGAUGAAUUCAAUUGCCACUCAAUUGUUUUCUCCUCGUCUGCAACUGUCUACGGAGCUGCGGACAAGAUGCCAAUCACCGAGGACACUCCUGUGGGGGCUGGAAUUACCAAUGCGUACGGGCGAACCAAGUACAUGAUUGAAGAGAUCCUCAGGGACUUUUACAAAUCGAAAACUCUCGGAGGAGCCGAAACUGACUGGUCUGUGGUUGUCUUGCGCUAUUUCAACCCUGUUGGAAACCAUUCUUCUGGAAAAAUUGGAGAAGAUCCCACUGGUAUUCCAAAUAACUUGAUGCCAUAUGUUGCCCAAGUGGCCAUUGGAAGAAGAGAAUUUUUGACUGUCUUUGGAAGUGAUUACUCAACCCAUGAUGGAACUGGAGUUCGAGAUUACAUCCAUGUGGUAGACCUGGCAGAAGGUCACUUGUCGGCUAUCCAAUACACUGACAAGAAGAAAUCUGGAAUUUUUACAUUCAACCUCGGAACUGGAAAUGGAUACAGUGUCUUGGACAUGGUCAAGGCCAUGGGCAAGGCAUGUGGCCAUGAAAUUAAAUACAAAUUGGGUGAUCGUAGACCCGGUGAUAUCGCGACUUGUUAUGCGGAUGCAAGUCUCGCCAAGGCGGAAAUUGGAUGGGAAGCCAAAUUGACAUUGGAAGAUAUGUGCAGAGAUUUGUGGAGUUGGCAAUCGCAAAAUCCUAACGGUUUCAAAUAA
Molecule: messenger RNA, 1071 nt
Organism: Cylindrotheca closterium
Lineage: Eukaryota; Bacillariophyta; Bacillariophyceae; Bacillariales; Bacillariaceae
Source: the annotation of a GenBank genome assembly